AUGGAUCAAGCAGAUAUACCUUCGUUGCUCUCGAGGCUGAACAGUGAUGAGGAUGCUAUGCGCAAGAUGGCAGUAUUCAAGCUACAAUCUUCUAUUAAUGAUCCUUCAUUCGCAGAUGUAUUUAUUUCCUCGGGGGGCCUUACUAUCCUACGUCGAUUAAUCAUGACAACUAAUGCGAAUACCCUCGCAUACUCCCUGCAGAGUCUCAGUCGUUUACUGGAAGUUGAUAUGGGCUGGGAGAUCUUUGAGUCGCCGGGUGCAGGAGAAUUGGUCGAACGCGUUGUCGAAUUGAUCGUUACACAUCCUUUGGUUAAUAUUCUACGAGGAGCUAUGUCAACCUUGGUCGCUAUUGUGAGCCAUCCACAAUCUUCGGGAGGAGGCAUCAAAAUACCUGGCGCAUUUGGAUUUCGAGCCUUGAAACCUGCCGUCGCGGUUUAUCCUCAGUUCUUCGAAAUGGUGGUUUCACAGCUCAAUUCUGCGGACCAUCUACUUUGUGCGAAUGCGCUGAUGUUACUGAGUGCUUUGAUGCGGGAUGCGAUUACAAAUCAGAAUGGGAACGGAAAGGAUAAUGUUAGCAAAAGUAGUGGGACUGGAGAGGAGUGGCCGAAAUUCAUCAAACGACUACAAGACUUGGGAGUUAUAAAAGCUGCAUAUAACUUGAUGCAAAGUUCGGCAUUACAAGAUCUAUCGCAUCCGCUAUUGGAAUUUCAGGGUUUGACCAAGGUUUUGUUAGGGAAAUGGAGGGAAGUGAAGGUAGAUUUGGAAAGACCGGAACAUCGACGAGCACUGAAAGGUUUACAUUUGGCCAGCGCACCCGAGAAGAAAGAUCUUAGCAAUGGAGCUUUGGCGAAGGUAGAGGCGUUAGAAAAUGGGGAAAAGAAAGGAAGUCGAAAACACAAUCCUGAAAAGUGGAGGCGUUUGGGCUUCGAGACUGAAAGUCCUGCUUGGGAGUUUGAAAUGACCGGCUUCCUUGGUAUGAUGGACUUGACGGAUUAUGUUCGGAAGAAUGAAGAUGGGUUCCAAAAGCUUCUAUUAGAGCAAUCAUCAAAACCACUUCAUGAGAGAUGCCCUAUUGCAAGAGCUAGUCUAAUGGUUACAUCUAUUUUAUAUGACCAUUUCGAUGUCGAUAAAUCAGAUGCGGAGGAUGCGAAAACUUAUCUGGUGUUAGAUGGUGUCAAGAACUAUGAUAAGAUAUUUCGACCUCUACUAUUACAGUGGUCAAGAUUACACUCAUCGAGUUUGCAAGCUUUCUUUAGGUUAUGGAAAGCCACUGGGGCGGAGCAGGACGACUUUAUCAAGGUUGCAGAACUUGUACGAAUAUUGGUUGAGCAAGUGGUCGGACAGGCUUCUAGGACAACAGAUGUUUUAGAGGUUGAAGAAGAAUUGGCAGAAUUCGAAUACUCGAAACUACGAACCUUACAGAUGGAAUUGUUGGAAUUAACAUUCGAAGAUGAAUGGGGUCAACAUUUGCAUCAAGUGAGAGACGAACUCAAACAUGAGGCUCUUCAAUUCGUCAAGGAACAGAGAAUAAGAUGUUUACUUCAGGGAGCAUGGUUUCCGAGAAUCAUCCAACCAAAGACCAUCAGCGAAGAAGAAUCUACCUCUACCAAAAGUCUAGGAAGAAGAAUCCUAACGACCAGUUGGCGUUUCGUCAAACUCUCACAUAAUCGUCGAUACCUUCAUUAUUUCGAUUUCGAUUACCAAAUGAGCAAAGAACCAACCCUUGAUCAAUUACAUGAAAAAAUUGAUUUGAGCACGAUUAGUUCAGUCGUCUCCAAUGUUUCCGCAUCACAUGAUGACGGCUCCAGUAUCUCCAGCUCAUCAACCCUCAAAGAUACCAAUUCCACACCAAAAGCCAAUACUACCACCAAAAUCACAAUCAAUAGUUAUGUAGAUAUUUCUGAUAAAAUACAACCAGAUGGUGGUGAUCCGGCCGAAAGAGCAAUUCUGACAUUGAUGCCUCCGACGCAUAGUCUGGCGUCGGAAUGGCUGGAUGGAUUACUGAUGUUAUUGAAUCAAGCGCCUAUCACAUCGGAAACUAAUAAGCUGGUGGGUUUGGUUGGUGGUUAUGGCUUAAAGAUUCGUCUGUUGAAUGUUAGGUUGGAUGAUGCAAAUGGGUAUGGGGGACCCCAGGUGGGGGCCGGUAAAGUGCCGAGUAGAGAGGGUUUGGAUGAGGAUUAUUUUUAUGAGGUGUGA
Molecule: messenger RNA, 2196 nt
Organism: Sclerotinia borealis F-4128
Lineage: Eukaryota; Fungi; Ascomycota; Leotiomycetes; Helotiales; Sclerotiniaceae
Source: the annotation of a GenBank genome assembly